AUGGACUUCCUAGCGGCCUAUCUGUCUUUCAGUAAAGAGCAGCGCGCACUCAUGGGGGACAGCUUCCAGCAGCUCGUCGUCUCAUGCCAGUUCAGUGGAACGUCCUGUCUCAGCGAGAGCCAGUACUUCGCUCGGAGCGUUCACUCAGGGUAUGGGAAUUGUUAUACUUUCACCACGAACAGGAAGACCGUCUUACCGGGAAAGGAAUAUGGACUGUCGCUGCAGCUGUCACUAUCCCGUGAGCAGCAACUGCGUGCCACACUCAGCCCUGAGGUGGGAGCACGCCUGCUCAUUCACAGCCCACAGCUCGCGCCAAUGCCCGACGAGGCUGGCCUCAACGUGCCGCCUGGCGUAGCCACCAGUGUCGCAUUGCAGCAGGUUGAGAUCAUCCGCAAGGCGCUGCCGUAUACGACAAAUUGUUCUUCCACUUGGGAGAGAACUUGGUAUGCAUCAUAUGUUGGAGAAACAUACAAUUACUCACUUGAGCGUUGUCGAAGAAUUUGCUUGCAGAUUGCAUUUGAAGAAAAAUGCCAAUGCACACACCCCAAUUACAUGGAUCUUGACAGAGGCAAGCCACCAUGUAAUCUGACAUCUGAUAGUAGUGACUCCCAGUGUGCCUUCACCGUCCUUGAGGAAUUUGAGCAUAGGUUACGGGCCUGCAGUUGUAAUGUCGAUUGCAGGGAGGUAACCUAUCAGACAAGUAUUUCAACUGCCAUUUGGCCAACUGACAGCACAUGGUGUACAGUUGCUAAACGGUUCACCCUUGUGGAUAACUGUGAAAAUGUCACCGAAGGAAACCAUGGUGCUAAAUUUCAUCCAGAAAAGCAAAUAAUAAAAGAUAAUGCAUUAAAAAUUGAUGUAUAUUUUGAAAACCUCCGUGUUCAGCAAACAGUUCAGACAGCUGCUUAUGAGCCACAAGCAUUUGUUGCCUCUCUUGGAGGAGCUCUGAGUCUUUAUCUGGGAAUAUCACUGCUAAUGCUAGUUGAAGUUGUAGAAUUAAUUAUUAGAGUCAUCUCAGACCUUUACAAUCACUUCAGAAAGCAGACUCAGAUGCACCCGAAAACCAAAGGUCAUAAUCUGAACAAUGCAUUUGCUCAUACAGAGUCUGCCAGAAAUGAUAAUGCUAGUAUUGGCAAUGUUUUAGGGAAGAAAAUGUCCUCUGCGAGUCUUCCACUAUGA
Schistocerca americana (American grasshopper) is the source of this 1179-nucleotide messenger RNA. Its product is annotated as degenerin unc-8-like. The record is from RefSeq and is a predicted model, not a curated record. Gene Ontology annotation, molecular function: ligand-gated sodium channel activity. Lineage: Eukaryota; Metazoa; Arthropoda; Insecta; Orthoptera; Acrididae. Gene Ontology annotation, biological process: sodium ion transmembrane transport. The transcript has 10 exons. Bases 1 to 1179 code for a protein of 392 amino acids. Gene Ontology annotation, cellular component: membrane.